Acipenser ruthenus (sterlet) is the source of this 2664-nucleotide messenger RNA. Its product is annotated as zinc finger protein ZPR1-like. The transcript has 14 exons. The record is from RefSeq and is a predicted model, not a curated record. Gene Ontology annotation, cellular component: nucleus; cytoplasm. Bases 170 to 1534 code for a protein of 454 amino acids. NCBI's taxonomy places the organism in Eukaryota, Metazoa, Chordata, Actinopteri, Acipenseriformes, Acipenseridae. Gene Ontology annotation, molecular function: zinc ion binding.
GGCGUGGUUUUCGCUUGUGAAUCCGGGUCAAUGAAGAGGAAGAAGCACGUGUUCUGUUACUCGGACAGGAAAAAAAGAAACAUCUAGAAUUGGAAGUUGCUGGUCGGGUAACUGCUAGCGUUUGUGAAUCACAGAGGUGUUUUGGCAAAGUAAUUUCAAACGUUUAACCAUGUCGGUUAUCGGAGAGGAAGAGGUCCGGGGAUCGAAAGCGAUUUUUAAGGAGAUCAGUGCUGACGACGAAGAUCAACAACCUACCGUUAUAGAGAGCCUUUGUAUGAGCUGCUUUGAGAAUGGGACCACGCGCCUCCUGCUGACUAAGAUCCCCUUCUUCAAGGAGAUCAUAAUCAGCUCCUUCACCUGUGACAGCUGCGGUGGAUCCAACACAGAGAUCCAGUCAGCAGGGAAGAUCCAGGAGCAGGGAGUCGUCUACACCCUGGCCAUCAAGACCAAGCAGGACAUGAACCGAGAGGUUAUAAAAUCAGACAGCGCCACAACCAGAAUCCCAGAGCUGGACUUCGAAAUUCCACCCUUCACGCAGAAAGGAUCUCUGUCCACUGUAGAGGGGCUGAUUGACAGAGCGGUGUCUGGACUGGAGCAGGACCAGGCUGUCAGGAAGGCGACAGCUCCUGAAGUUGCUGCAAAGAUCGAGGAGUUCGUUGAGAAAUUGAUCAAGCUGAAAGAUGUGGAGACGCCGUUCACGCUGAUCAUCGACGACUCUUCUGGGAACAGCUUUGUUGAGAACCCCUUCGCUCCUCAGAGAGACGAGGCACUGACGGUCACUCACUACAAGCGAACCACACAGCAAGACAUUCAGCUGGGGUUGAAGGCUGAUGAUGAUGAUGAAGAGGAGGAGGAGCAGGUGGAAGAGAAGCCCGGGAGCACCAUUGAGGACAUGAGAAAUGAAGUACUGCAGUUUAACACCAACUGCCCAGAAUGCAACGCUCCCGCUUCUACGAACAUGAAGCUUGUGCAAAUCCCUCAUUUCAAGGAGGUGAUCAUCAUGGCAACCAACUGUGACUCCUGUGGGCAUCGGACCAAUGAGGUGAAAUCUGGAGGAGCCACUGAGAAACAGGGGACCAAGAUAACCCUGCACAUCACUGACCCUUCAGACAUGACCAGAGAUCUCCUCAAGUCAGAGACGUGCAGCAUUCUCAUCCCAGAGCUGGAGUUCGAGUUGGGGAUGGCUGCAGUGGGAGGCAAGUUCACCACUCUGGAGGGACUGCUCAAAGACAUCAAACACCUGAUUGUUUCCAAAAACCCAUUCACCCUCGGAGACAGCUCCAACCCAGACCUGGCUGGAAAACUGCAGCUCUUUGGCAAGAAGAUCGACCAGAUCAUUGCCCUAGAGCUGGAUGCGCACAUUGUCCUGGAUGACCCUGCAGGGAGCAGCUACCUUCAGAAUGUAUAUGCCCCUGAUCCAGACCCCGAGAUGAAGACAGAACAUUACGAGCGCACCUUUGAACAGAAUGAGGAUCUGGGACUGAACGAUAUGAAAACAGAGGGGUACCUCGAGGGGCAGAGUGCUGACCGAUAGCAACACAGAAACUAAACAAAGGAGACUGAGAAGGGGAGGGAUGAGCUGGAUAUGUUUUUGACUUGUAAAAAAAAAAAAAAAAAAUGCUUUAGCAAGAUGUUCAGAAAGAAAAUGGCAGUGUGUUUAUUUAAAGGUAACCAUGUCAAGUCUUUGUUAAUCUGGCAAAAUACCAGCACACUGUCCCCCCCCUCUAACGUUUUGAAUUUGGUUCGCUCCGUUCUGGAUGUAAUAUUCAGCAUGGCGGUGAGAGGGAGAGCCAAGCCCACAGGAACUCUCAGCACCUCUUUCUAUAAACUUUGCUGGGUGGUGGGUGUGGUCAAUGACGUCUGCAGUGCUGAAAUGGGGAAUUAGUUUCUUAACUAAUACAGUUCAGUGAUUUAAAUAAGUGUUGGUAAAAAUACCAGUAAACGUGGAUGUGCUUGGCAAUGCUACAGUAGGAACUGGCACUGUUAAUGUGAUUGAAUCCAGUGCUGCAUUGUAUCUCUCAUCCUUUCAUAUAUGUAUUUGUUGGUAAAUUAAGUUAUUUGAGCCUAUACAGAGUACAAUAUUGCGGCUACUGUAGAACACAUAGCCCAAGGGAAAAUGGAGAAUUCCCAGUAUUUAUUUUUUGCUAUUGGAGUUUACACUCAAACUGGCUUGUAAUUUUUAAGUAAUUCAGAUUAUUUUGACUUCAUAAUUAUUGUACGAAUUACCUUUUUUUCCCCCCUCCUAACAAGUCAAGAAACUGAACAGUCAUUUCAUUUUAAAAAUAAGUUAUGUAAAAAUAAAAAAAUAAAAUAAAUUGUCAAUAUUGUAUUCAAUAUUUCAGUGCUGCAAUAAGCUUCAGAAAUACUCAUGUCUGGCUCUGGUGUGACAGGACUCGACAGAAUAAAAAAGCACUCGGGUGUGUAAACGGGCGUGCAGUUUAUUCAUUGUAACAGUUUGGAACUGAUCCCAACACUACUGACAGGCCAAAGGUUGGAAUAAAAACAUUAAUGUAUCAGAUGAAUGCGUGCUCGACGCCUGUUACCGCUACACACAUGACAUGAACAUAGAAUGUUUCAUAUUUAUUCUGCGUGCAUCAUUUUUUUCUUAAAUGGUAUAUCAUUUUUAAAACAUUUCUUUUCAGCGUCUUCAGUACAAAAAAACGG